Molecule: messenger RNA, 645 nt
Organism: Zygotorulaspora mrakii
Lineage: Eukaryota; Fungi; Ascomycota; Saccharomycetes; Saccharomycetales; Saccharomycetaceae
Gene: PIS1
Product: CDP-diacylglycerol--inositol 3-phosphatidyltransferase
Exons: 1
Coding region: 1-645 (214 amino acids)
Biological process (GO): phosphatidylinositol biosynthetic process
Cellular component (GO): Golgi apparatus; membrane
Molecular function (GO): CDP-diacylglycerol-inositol 3-phosphatidyltransferase activity
Source: RefSeq, a predicted model, not a curated record
AUGGCUAACGUUACUCCCCAUGCUGUAGUAUGGUAUAUUCCUAAUCAGAUCGGUUACCUAAGGGUUCUUACAGCGCUCAUAUCAUUUUUCACUAUGCCGAAUCAUCCCAUGUUCACAAUGAUAGUGUAUGGGAUUUCUUGCCUGCUAGAUGCAUUGGACGGUACCAUGGCCAGGAAAUAUAACCAGGUGAGUAAGUUAGGGGCCGUUCUGGACAUGGUGACGGAUAGAUCAACAACAUCGAGUCUCAUCUGUUUUCUGGGCGUAAUGUACCCCAGAUGGUGUGUUCUCUUCCAAAUUUUGAUUUCUCUAGAUCUGUCAAGUCAUUACAUGCACAUGUAUGCCAGUUUGACCGAUGGGAAUGCAUCCCACAAACAGGUCGGCAAAGAGAGCUCGAAACUCCUACAUUGGUACUAUACGAGGAGAGACGUCCUCUUCACUAUCUGCGCCUUCAAUGAGCUUUUUUAUAUGGGACUGUACCUCUACGGAUUUAAGAGAUUCCAGACGCUAGGCCUAUCAAUUGUACUAAUAUGCUUUCCUGGAUACGUGUUUAAGCAAGUUGCAAAUAUAAUCCAGCUCCAAAGGGCUGCUAUGAUACUAGCAACUUCUGAUGCCAAGGAGGCAAACGAAAGAUCGAAGAAACAAUGA